AAUACAUACAGCUAACUCCAAGUUCCUGAGAGUGAACAGAAAAAAUGCAGAACUACUGGGCUUGGCAUCCCCAAGAGUACUGGUAUCCCCCUCCUCAGAACAACUUUCCAGGCUACCCUAAUCCCCAGAAUGACUUCCGAAGUUAUGGGGGUCCCCAGAGAAACUAUGGAGGCAACAACUAUGGAGGCAACAACUUUCAUGGCAACGGGAACAAGUAUGUGAACGCUCAAGAUUACAGCACCAACAUAGGCCCCGGUACUGGAGGUAGAUUCACAAACAUUGGCCCAGGUGCUGGAGCUUCGAACUACGGCCCUGGUGCUGGAGGUAUCAACCAUAACAAUGGUCCUGGGGCCGGAGCUCACAACAGUGGCCCGCGUUCUGGACAUUUCAAUUCUGGGCCCGGACAUUUCAAUUCUGGGUCCGGACAUAUCAACAGUGGUUCCGUCUACGGGGGGGAGUUUCGAAAUUCAAACGUUACUCCUUGGUAUCCCCCUCGGAGCAAAUUUCAAUGCUACCCUUAUCCUCAGAAUGACUUCCGAGGUUAUGGGGUUGUUCCGAGCUACCUCAGAAACGAAAUUUAUGGCAACGACAACAACUUUCAGGAUUACAGCAACAACUAUGGCCCCGGGGCUGGGCGUAGAGUCAAAAACGUUGGCCACGGUGCUGGAGCUUUGAAAGUUGGCCUUGCUGCUGGAGCCUGGAAGCAUCAACCAUGUCCAUAACAUAGGUCCUGGCGCUGGAGCUAUCACCAGUGGUCCUCAUUCCGGAGCUAUCAACGCCGACACCGUCCAUUGGGGAGUCAAUUUCUAGAUGAAAAAAACAUUUAUUCCGCAGCAGAUGUUUAUAAACAUCAGUACGCUAA
This is a messenger RNA of Rubroshorea leprosula, 862 nucleotides long. The record is from the annotation of a GenBank genome assembly. NCBI's taxonomy places the organism in Eukaryota, Viridiplantae, Streptophyta, Magnoliopsida, Malvales, Dipterocarpaceae.